AUGGGGUUGAUGAUGACGAUGAUGAUAAUGAUGAAUGAUGCCGAUGAUGAUGCGCAUGAUGCUAAUGACGAUCUCGAUAAUGGUGAUGAUGCUGGCAAUAGGUAUGAUGAUGACGAUGAUGAUGAUGAUAGUGAAGGUCUUGAUAAUGACAACGACGAUAAUUGUAAUGAUGAUGACUACGAUUAUCGUGAAAAAGUUUUUGGUGGUGUUUAUAAUGAUGAUUACUGGCACUGGAAAUCAGAACUAUCAUAUAAAAUCCAAAUUAUACAAGGUUUUGGUCUCAAAAUAAUCUACGUCUAUGUACAAAUUAUCCAGAGAAAGUUCACCUUAAUAGAAACACUAACAAAAUCCAAAUAUCUACAGCAUUCUCCAAUUAUUCCAAAUAAUUCAAUAAUUUUAUAA
This is a messenger RNA of Lottia gigantea (owl limpet), 402 nucleotides long. RefSeq lists its product as hypothetical. Bases 1 to 402 code for a protein of 133 amino acids. Lineage: Eukaryota; Metazoa; Mollusca; Gastropoda; Lottiidae. The transcript has a single exon. The record is from RefSeq and is a predicted model, not a curated record.